GAUUAAUUUUGGCAAUGUAGCAUUAACUUCCAUUUUCAACUAAUGAAUUAGAACAUUUUGAUAUAGAACAUACACAUGGUUCAUUAUCUAAAACAAAACCUCCAAUUUACAAAUAGAAGGAUUAAUUGAUAAUAGAUAAAACACAUACUGUAUAAUUAGAUCAUGAGAUUGACGAAGAUGUUAAUUCAAAAUUUCAUUUUACAUUCAUAAUGGUAGCAAUAUUAUCUGGUAAUUUUGGAUUAGGCUAUUCUUUACCUUAUUUAUCAAUGUCAUUUUCAACAUUAUUUUCUUAAAUGUAUUUCAUUUAAUAUAAAUCAUAGAGAAUUAAAGGGAUCAGAAACUUCUGAAUAAGGAUUCUUUAGUGCAAUAUUGUCAAUUGGUUGUCUGGUUGGAGCAAUUUUUACUAAAUUUUUAUUAAAAUACACAACUAGAAAUUAAUCAUUAAUGAUAGCAGAUCUUUGUGGUUUUUUAAGCAUUUUUGCAGUCAUUCCUAAUCGAGAAGUUAUUUUAACAUUCAGGUUUUUUUAUGGAGUUUGUAUUGGCAUUUAAACAAUAAUUAUGCCAAUAUAUUUGAAAGAAUUAUGUCCUUAAAAAUAUUAUGAUAAAUUUUCAGUAAUGUCAGGUUUCUUUGUUGGUGGAGGAUUGUUAUUUGCAAAUAUAAUGGGUUUAGGAUAUAUGAAUAGUAAUUUGAGAGGAAAAGAUUCACAUUAUUGGUAGAUUGUUUUUGCUAUUCCAGCAAUUGUCUUCUUAUUUAGAUUUAUAACAUUGUCACUAAUUUACAAGAUAGAUAGCCCAAUAUCAUUAAUAACUAAAAAUAAACCUGAAAAAGCUAAACAAAUAAUAAAAUUUAUAUAUCAACCAGUUUGUGUAGAAUAAGCAUUCUAAAAAAGUUAAUAAAUAGUAUAAUAUGAUGAAUAACAUAAAGAGGGUAUAGCGAGUCUUUUUAAUAGAAAAAAUAGAAAAACAUUAGCUAUUGGUUGUGUUUUGAUGUUUGUUUACACAUGGUGCGGAUUAUUUGCUAUAUUUUCUUAUAGUUCACAAUUUUUUGCUUCAAUGUCAGAUGGAGAUGUAACAUUAAAUACAUUAUUUACUUUAAUAUUGGGAAUAGUAUAAUUUACACCAGCAUUCAUUUCUUCUAUUGUUUAUAGAAAAUGGGGUAAGCGAAAAAUAUUAUUAUGUGGAUUAUUUAUGAUGAUAAUUUGUUAAGUUUUAAUAAUAGGUUUAAGUUAUACAGAAGCUUUGGGAGCAGUAAUUUUAAAGUUCAUAGUAAUAUGUUUUUUUUCAUUUUUAUAUGCAUUGACAAUAGGUCCAAUAACUUGGGUAAUGAAUUAUAUAUAAUUAAGUCAAUGACACCUGAAAUAAAUUCUAGUGAGGGAACUUACUUUUGUUUUGUGACAUUAUAUGGUUGGUAAUUGUUGGUACUAUACAUAUUUCCAUUUAUGUUGAGCAGUUUAGAAAUGAGUGGUUCAUUUGUGGUGUUUGCAAUAUUGACAUUAAGCAGCAUAUUAUUUUUUAAUUAUUUUGUUAAAGAAACAAAAGGAUUGAAUCAUGUUGAAAUAGAGAAGAUAUAUGGUAAAGAAGAGAAAUGAU
Paramecium sonneborni is the source of this 1590-nucleotide messenger RNA. The record is from the annotation of a GenBank genome assembly. Lineage: Eukaryota; Ciliophora; Oligohymenophorea; Peniculida; Parameciidae.